Molecule: messenger RNA, 1204 nt
Organism: Triticum aestivum (bread wheat)
Lineage: Eukaryota; Viridiplantae; Streptophyta; Magnoliopsida; Poales; Poaceae
Product: NADH dehydrogenase [ubiquinone] 1 alpha subcomplex assembly factor 2
Exons: 9
Coding region: 272-811 (179 amino acids)
Biological process (GO): response to oxidative stress
Cellular component (GO): membrane; respiratory chain complex I
Source: RefSeq, a predicted model, not a curated record
UGUCGGUCGUUGUGCCCUCUGCUCUGGUUGGACCCGGAGUCCCGGACCCAAACUGCCUGGCGUGCUCUUCUCCCAGCCGCCCAGCAACAUCGACUCCCCUCGGCGACCCCAACUCCGGCGGCGGCGCUGCAGGUCGAAGCGCGGCAGGAGGCGGCGCGUCUGAGCAGCCGGCGGCCAGCGGAGGAGGAGGGGUCCAUAAGGCGGCGUCGCGGUAACCGGUCGGGCGAGCGGCGAACGGACGAAGGCGGCCGGAAGAGGGGGCGCCGGAGCGAUGUCGAAGCGGUUGAUGGAGCGGAUGCUGGGGAUGUUCCGGUCGCGGACGCAGGUGGGCGUCGACAGGGCCGGCAACCACUACUUCUCCCGCGUCGAGGAGGUCGACGGCGCCAUGAAAGAGAAGCGGUGGAUUGAGUUCAAGGGCGACCGGGACCCGACCACUGUUCCAGUUGAGUGGAUUUGCUGGUUGAAUGGACAAAGGAAGAAGGCUCCAACACCAGAGGAAUUAGCUGAGCUGGAGGCGAGGCGUGAACGCGUGAAGCAAAAUGUUGAACUUCUUAAAAAGAAAGAAGAAGAGGAAAGAAGGUCUGGUGUCCGACCAGUCAAGACAAUUGGGAAAACGGAUUCUCCAAAUCUGAGAAGUUUUACACAGCAGUUCCCUGGUACAUCUGAAGAUAAAAAGAAAGAACCUGAGAAGGUGUCUAAGCCCAAUGAUGUGACUGAUGCAGAAGAUGCCAGAACAGAUAAUGACAGGUCUUCUGAGCCAACAGGUACUGGUGCCAGUUUUAAACCAGGGACUUGGCUGCCACCGUCUUGAAUGCCAACCUAUAAUUGCAGCUGACCAAGUGUCUCUGCUUGAGCUUUUUUUUCGUGGCCUACCUGCUGUCAGUUCUGAUAGAUUAUUCCAAGAUUAUGUCCCUUAACCAUUUUGAUACAAGAAAUGGGGAAUUUUGUAUUUUGUGUAACACCAUAUGCCUGCCAAUUGAUAAAGUUCAGUGAGGUCGCACCUCACUAAGCAACACUGGCACUCUCUCUUUUGGUUUUCUUUUUCUGAAGUCUUCGGUGCUAGUUUUGAUAGCAAAAAGUUUGGAAGACAACUAAUCAUGCUUCUUUUAUGGAGUUAGAGGUCUGCUUUUUGUUUGCAUGGUGUAACAACUGAAAUUGGUGCAAUAUUACUGUCUAAGAUGCAAAGUUACAUGUAAACUUGUUU